CACCUCUCGGGCCCUUUGAAUAUUGCUUCACUACCACAUGUUCUUGUGUUGGAGAACACACAGUAUUCACACAAUAUGAAGCGGAUAAAGCAGUGACUGACGGACAGAGAAAUGGAGUGUAUCAGUUUGAUUUAUGAAAUGAAGUUGAAGAAAGAAAAGUCAGCGACUGAGACUGCGGAGAUAUCCGAGAAGAGAAACUGAUCGCUUCUCAAUCUCUCUGUGUCUGUCCCUUUGAACAGCAGUUGGUCUGUGAUCCCCACCCACACAGCCAAGUCCUAAAGGUGAAAGUCCCAAACAGAGCAAAGAGCUGAGGGUGAAAUGGCGUCUGAACAGGAACUGGAGAACCUGAGAAAUGAAGCCACGUGUUCAAUCUGUCUGGAGUUUUACACGGAACCGGUGACUAUAGACUGUGGCCACAACUUCUGCAGAGACUGUAUUUUACAGUGUUGGGGCACAGGACAAGAAAGUGUGUCCUGUCCGCAGUGCAGGCAGCAGAUUCCCCAGAGGGGUGUUCGGCCCAACAGAACUCUGUCUAACAUUGUGGAGAGUGUUCAGAGACUGAGCCUGAAUCCGAGGCUGGAAGAGGUGGGAAUCCAGUGUGAAGAGCAUGAGGAGAAGCUGAAACUGUUUUGUGAAAUGGAUCAAAGAGCGAUCUGUGUGGUCUGUGCGAUGUCCCGUGAUCACAAGGAUCACACAGUCAUUCCCAUUAAGGAAGCUGCUGAGCUCCACAAGCAAAAGCUGCAGAAAGCCCUGGAAACCCUUCAGGAACAGUUGGGUGAAAUGUCUCAGUGUCAGAGAGAAGAAGGAGCUACUCAAAUGGAAGUCCAGAGACAAGCCGAGCGUCUGAGGAAGAACAUUGACGCUGAAUUUGCUAAACGUCACCAGCUGCUGAUUGAGGAGCAGCGAGACCUGAUCACCAAACUCAGACAGCAGGAGGAGGCCAUCUUAGGACAAAUAGAAAACAAUAAGAGUGACAUUUCCAAGCAAAUUACUUCUGUUAACCAGAGAAUAGCAGAAAUCCAGACAAGACUGACUCUCCAGAACACCGAAUUCCUGAAGGAUAUCAUAUCCAUCAUUGACAGGUCCGGUGUUGACAUCAAGAAACCCACAAAAGUGUCUGUUGAUGUGGCUGAGAGGGACCUCAUUGGGCCUCUGCAGAGCAGAGAGUGGAAACUCCUGUUAAAGGGCAUCACUGCAGCUCCAGCCUCUGUGACUCUGGAUCCUAACACAGCCCAUCCCCGGCUCAUCCUGUCUGAGGACCAGACCCGAGUGAGAGUCAGUGACAGAGAACAGCAGGUUCCUGACACCCCGGAGAGGUUUAGUAACUAUUGCAGUAUCCUGGGGUCUGAGGGCUUCAUAUCAGGGAGACAUUACUGGGAGGUGGGGGUGGGGAACAGCACACACUGGACAGUGGGGGUGGCCCGAGCGUCUGUGCCCAGGAAGGAGUAUUUCACACAUGGACCUGAGAUUGGAGUCUGGGCUGUGGGGCUAUACAAUGGCCAAUAUGUAGCUCUAACCUCACCUCCUACCCCCCUCUCCCUGAGUGUGAGCCCCCGGGUGCUGGGCGUGUACCUGGACUAUGCGGGAGGACAGGUGUCGCUGUACAACGCUGACCACAUGUCUCAUCUCUUCACUUUCACCCACACAUUCUCUGGGAAACUCUUCCCUUACUUCAGCCCUGGCCGUAACACCAAUCUGACACUGACCCCCUGACAAGCGUGAGGGUGACCAAUCAGAGAUAGGAUACGGGGGUUACCGGCCGGAGAGUGGAGGUGACGUAAGAACAUAGAAACAGGAGGUGGCCAUUCAGCCCCUCGAGCCUGUUCGGCCAUUCUAUAAGAUCACGGCUGAUCUGUACCUCAACGCCAGUUACCAGCCUUUGCUCCGUAUCCCUUAACACCCCGACUUGACAAACAUCUCUACACCUCCGUCUGGACACUGUGAAUGGAUCCAACCAUAAUCCACAGCCUUUUGGGGGAGAGAGUACCAGGUUCCCAUUGGUCUUUGGGUGAAAAACUGCCCCUAAUUUUUAAAUGUCCCGACUCUAAUAUUAAGAUGAUGCUCUUUUUGUUCUGGAUUCUAAUUUCUCUGUAUCUACACUAUCAAAUGCCUCUGUUAUUUUAAAAUCCUCAAUUAGAUCAUCCCUCGUCCUUCUAAACUCACUGGAAUAGAGACCAAGUUUAUGCAACCUGUCCUCGUGAUUUAACACUUAAGCCCUAGGAUGUCCUCCUGAUGUGAAAGGUGUUAUAUACAAAUGUAAUUUUGUUUUGUGUUGUGUUGGUAUCACAAUAAAAUGGACGGAUGAACAAUC
Molecule: messenger RNA, 2311 nt
Organism: Callorhinchus milii (elephant shark)
Lineage: Eukaryota; Metazoa; Chordata; Chondrichthyes; Chimaeriformes; Callorhinchidae
Product: E3 ubiquitin-protein ligase TRIM39-like
Exons: 7
Coding region: 319-1713 (464 amino acids)
Molecular function (GO): zinc ion binding; protein binding
Source: RefSeq, a predicted model, not a curated record